AUGGUUUAUGAACUACCUUUCCAACCGUUUCCAGCAACUAUGAGCACCGAUAUCAACUUGAAACAAUUAAUUGUCGCUGUUGUCAAUACUCUCGACGCUUUUCAAUUGCAGAAGGGUGUUUUCUUUAUGAAAAAUGUAUUAGAUGCUGUUAAUAACGAUAGUAGUAAUGAAAAACUAUUGGAAGAAAUGAAACAAAACCUGGUACAUUUAAACAUUAAGACCGAGUUGAUUGAUAUUAAUAAUGAAUUACGACAUUAUAUUUGGUCAGUUGUUGAAAAUAUACUUAGAGCAACCGUUAUUGAUAGAAAGUUUGUUACACGAAACGUAAACAAAUUCAUCGAUGGAUUACAACCAUUUGUCCGUACAAAUGAGCAACAAGUGGCUUUAGAUGAACUAAUUUCAGCAAAAGAAGAUGUGCUCGGUAUCGAAAUGAGGCAUCGUACAGCAUAUAGAAAGCAGAAAAAUUGUGCUUCAACGUUAAUCGAAGACAAUGGAAGUAAUGAUGAAUUACAGAUGACUCGUGAAUUACAAUCGGAUUGUUGA
Molecule: messenger RNA, 543 nt
Organism: Didymodactylos carnosus
Lineage: Eukaryota; Metazoa; Rotifera; Eurotatoria; Philodinida; Philodinidae
Source: the annotation of a GenBank genome assembly